AUGCAUGCCCCUACCAAUGCUUAUUUUUCUUUAGUCAAGCGCAUUCUUCGACUUAUUCAGGGCACUAUUUCUCAUGGCUUGCCUUUUGGUCCUAGUUCUUUUGAACUUCAGGCUUUUUCCGACUGUAAUUGGGCUGGCGAUGCUAGUGAUCGCAAAUCUACCUCCGGCUACUGUGUUUUUAUUGGAUCCAAUCUCAUCUCUUGGUCUGCAAAGAAACAACCCACAGUUUCUCGAUCAAGCACUGAAGCUGAGUAUCGCUCCCUUGCUCAUGCUACAGCUGAGCUUAGUUGGUUGCACAUGCUACUGCAUGAUCUUUCCAUUUCCUCUGUUCUUGCUCCUAUUCUAUGGUGUGACUACUUAUCUGCAAUAGCUUUGGCUUCCAAUCCUGUCUUCUAUACUCGAUCUAAGCAUAUUGAAGUGGAUUGCCACUUCAUUCAUGAGAAAGUUGCUGCCAAAAAGCUUGUGCUCAAAUAUGGAAUUAGUUAG
Camellia sinensis is the source of this 486-nucleotide messenger RNA. The record is from RefSeq and is a predicted model, not a curated record. NCBI's taxonomy places the organism in Eukaryota, Viridiplantae, Streptophyta, Magnoliopsida, Ericales, Theaceae.